GGUGGCCGACGGUACGGCUCGGUCCGUGACGACUGGGCUCCAUAUAGAAGUGCGUUCCGACGUGGCCGCCAGUUUCGUCCCGCUGCCCUUCGGAUAUCGUCGUUCAGCAAUCAUGAGAUUUCUCUUUUUAAUCCUCGUCGUGGCACCCGUGCUGGGAAGGGAAUUCCACAGCCAUAUUCGCGAACGGCGACAAGCGCAGAACCCCAAUUACCGAGCUUACAAUCAAGCACCGGCAGCGAUCAAGCAGAUAUUGGCCGCGCAGCAGUAUCGCGAUCCGAUCGUUCAUCUUCCGCCGCAACCGGUGCCAAAUCUCGCGCCUUCAGGACCCAUUGAGCCUCAGUAUUUGCAACAAAACCAGCUGUCUCAGUAUCGACCGAACGUACAAAUAGGUCAGGCGCCUCAGCAGCCAACCUAUAAGCAGAUUCCCGUAAGACCAGCCCAAUACAGUCCGCCGCCCGGCGCCGCAGCCCCUCCACAACAAUAUAAUUCACAAUAUCAUACCAAUUAUGCACCGCAACCUCUGCCGCAGCAGCAAGCUGUCCAGCCUAAUUAUCAAUAUUCUAGAAAUCUGCCACCGCAACUUCAGCAGCUCGUACAGAUCCAACAAAACCUACCUAAUGCGAUUCCGAAAGGACAACAAGGAUAAUCUGUCUAAUUAGGGCAUCGGGACGAUAAUAUCUAUAAGACGUCGUUUCCUUUUUGUAAGAACAUCAUUCCUCACAUAUGGUUUCAUCCAUUGCAUUCAUCAGAUUUUACUAGUGAAUUCAGGAUCUAUUCGUAAUCCUCGCUGAAAUGCAAAAAUACUAAUAGCUGC
This is a messenger RNA of Mycetomoellerius zeteki, 814 nucleotides long. RefSeq names its product mediator of RNA polymerase II transcription subunit 15. Lineage: Eukaryota; Metazoa; Arthropoda; Insecta; Hymenoptera; Formicidae. The transcript is spliced from 3 exons. The record is from RefSeq and is a predicted model, not a curated record. Bases 113 to 646 code for a protein of 177 amino acids.